GAAACUAGUGCUUAGUGCGUUUAGAAGGACAAACCCUUUGAUGGUGCCACGUAGUUACCACCUCCAACCCACCCUCUGUCCUCUCGCUGCUCUGGGUUAGACCAUCUUACAACUAGGACAGGUGGGAUUUGCAGGGGCCCGGCCUUCGUGCUGGUGACUCAAGCACCAGAGACGGCCUUGCAGGGGAAAAAAAGGCAACUAAGUUUGUUGGCUACUAAGGGAUAGCUUGUACGGUUUUAAAAUUGUGGGUUUAAACUAGAGGCGGGCGCACCCGGAGGACAGUGGCGGUGGGUAGGAGGGGCCAGUCGGGAUCCCGGACAGUAUCUGGGUGUUCCACCCUCGCCGUGGCCGCGCCUCCUUUGAGUGGCAGUGGCGCGCACUGCCCAAUCUCCCGCCAAUACCCCUUGGGCCCGCGAAGGGGCGGCCAAUCAGAGGCCCAGCAGCUUCAGCGCCAGCCUCCUGGAAGGCCAUAGGGGUCGGGGAAGGUCUCCGGUUCCUUUUCACCUAGUCGGGGUAUCCCAUUUUUCCCGCCCUUCUGGACGGCUGCGUAAGGCGUUGGGGUUUAGCGACUGCCUGCAGUUCUGAGGCUUAGGUCGGAACCGGGUCCGUCAGCCGGGCGCGCAGAGCCGAGAAGGGCUCCCCCACAGGUGCAGGUCCGGUGGUUUCGUCCGGCCCCGCGCGCGCGCGGGAGUUAUUGAGGGGCGGGGCCCUGCGCACUUAAGGGCGGUUGGGCUAGGCAGGCUCAGACCUCUUCUGUGCUGUCGCUGGGUGAGGUUCCUGCUGGUGAGCUCUCCUUCAAACCACCGCCGCCAUGGCCUGCAGACCUAGAAGCCCACCCCGUUACGGGAGUCGCCGCGACGGCGGUGCGAGCCCGCGGUCUCCUGCGCGAUGGAGUCUCGGACGGAAGCGCAGAGCGGACGGAAGAGACCGGAAGCCUGAGGACUCCGAGGAAGGCGAGCUCCAGACUGCAGACCAUCGACCUGAAAGGUACAAAAGAAAGCUACUCAUAAAUGACUUUGGAAGAGAGAGAAAAUCGUCAUCAGGAAGUUCUGAUUCAAAGGAGUCUGUGUCUUCAGUGCCUGCUGACGUGGAGACAGAUGAAAGUGUCUUGAUGAGAAGGCAGAAGCAGAUCAACUAUGGGAAGAACACUAUGGCCUAUGAUCGAUACAUUAAAGAGGUGCCCAGACACCUGCGACAGCCUGGAAUCCAUCCCAGGACCCCCAACAAAUUUAAGAAGUAUAGCCGGCGGUCAUGGGACCAGCAGAUCAAACUCUGGAAGGUGGCUUUGCAUUUUUGGGAUCCUCCUGCUGAAGAAGGGUGUGAUUUGCAAGAAAUACAACCUGUAGAUCUUGGGGAAAUGGAGACAGAAUUCACAGAAAGCAGCUCUGAGUCCCAGACAAGUUCACAGGAUAACUUUGAUGUAUAUGCUGGCACACCCACCAAAGUCAGACAUGUGGACUGCCAAGUGGAGGACGAGUUUGAUUUGGAAGCUUGUUUAACUGAACCUUUGAAAGACUUCUCUGCCAUGAGUUAACUGCCCCCUGGUGGUUACUCUGAGAAAUACUUGGCUCUGCCUGGCUGCCUGGAAGGCAUGAGUUGCUGUGCAUUUGUAUUUGUUUUCUCUGUUAAGAAUUUAUUUUCUCAUGAUAAAUAGUUUUUCUUGCCUUAUUUUUAUGUAUGGUGAAUGUGUUACGCAUGUUUUAAAUUGUAAAUGAAGCUGAAUCCAGUGAAGACUUAACCCUAUUACCUUUCUGCCUCCUAAGUUAGACAACAGGAUGCGUGUGGUUUUCUACCAGAACUUGGGACUCCAGCUACCACGUUUCAAAUGGGUUGGCCACGGAUUUUAACCGUGUGUUUAUGGGACCAAUUUAGAAUUGGCUGCCCUUUAGGUAACUGAUGAAGAAUUCUCAGUCAGGCAGCUGCAGUGACUUUGUAAAAACUUAUUUUCUGGUCUUUUAUCAAUGUGAAUGUAGCUUUCCCUCAUACAGAGCUCUGAGCAAAGAUGUUAAGCUGUUAUAUUAAUGGGCUUUUAUGUAAGUUAUAUAGUUUUAAUUUGGAACUUGAAAUAGCAUUAGUGUGAGGUAAGUAUUUUAGUAAAUGCUCUGUGAGUUGAUGCAGAAGAGAGGAAGAGAGGGAUUUAGAAAGAACUUUGUUUUUUUUUUUUUUUUUUAAUGAUCAGUUAAUUUACCAUGUAAUAUUGCUGUAAAUGAUGUGUACAGAUAACUCUGUUCAUGUAUUCAAUUGUAAACUUGUCAAUAUUUGCAUUUCUAUUGCUUUUGUAUGGAAUGAUAAUUGCAAAAAUAAAGAUGCUUUAACUGAU
This is a messenger RNA of Rattus norvegicus (Norway rat), 2320 nucleotides long. The record is from RefSeq and is a predicted model, not a curated record. Lineage: Eukaryota; Metazoa; Chordata; Mammalia; Rodentia; Muridae.